GCAGCGCCGGGAGAGAGAGAGAGAGCUGCGAAAAUAAAAGGGCAAGACGAGACGGGACAGGAGCGGAAAAGCGGCUGUGUCGGCGGGGGCGGCUGCGGCACCCUUUCCUUGCCAAGAACCGUCUUUGAUUUGUCCAAGAUGCCAUGGAGCGGCCCACGGCAAGCCGUUUCUGUAGUCGACUUCUGAAACCGGUCCCCGGAUUCAAUGCGCUUUUGAGGAGCUCCGAUCUCGGGAUUACACCUGGGGCUGCCCGCCAUCUGGAGGACAAGAAGUUGGGAGAUCUCACCAAACCAACUAGGUCCAAAGGAGGUCAACUGAACCCGACCGAGUCCAUCCGAGGUCAAUUUAACCCAAGCAGGUCCAAGUGAGGUCAGCUGAACUCACAUUGGUCCAACCGAGGUUAGCAGAACCCAACCUGGUCCAUCGGAGAUCAUCUCAAUUUAACCAGGUCCACCCGAGGUCCGCCUCGCUCCAUCCAGGUGCAGCCAAGGUCUGCCACAACCCCAGGAACUAUGCGUGAUCCGACCUUGCGGAGUUGCCGUGCCCGGAUCGGCGCGGAGGAUGUCCAGGGAUAGCAUCGCUCACACCCCCGUGUACACCGCCCCGGACUGCAGCCAGGACCCGCUCUGAUGGACGCGGGGUGGGCGCGGACCCUGGGCUAGAGCCGCCGAGGGUUGCAGGAGGACCCGUCGCUGUGACUUUUCUUUCUCUCUCUCUAUCUCUCUCCCUCUACCGUUCUCUCCGGUCGUGUCCAGCGAGGUGCUAGCCCAUGCCGGGGAGCCCACGGGGCGGCUGAAGGGCGGGGGAUGUAUGCGCUACUGCCUGCUCCGGCCCCCGCUCGCUGCCGCUGCCGCUUCCCCUGCCCCUGAUCCCGCAGCGGCCACUCGAGCCCCCGAGGCCGGGCCAUGGCCGCGGCUCUCGCCAGCUCUCUCAUCCGGCAGAAGCGGCAGGCGAGGGAGAACAACGCGGACCGAGUGUCGGUCACCAAGCGCCGGAGCAGCCCGAACAAAGCCAAGAAGUCGCUCUGCGAGAGGCACGGUCUCGGCGUCUUCUCCAAAGUCCGCUUCUGUAGCGGCAAGAAAAGGCCGGUCCGUAAAAAAACAGUUUGUACAGACCCAGAGCUAAAAGGUAUCGUGACGAGGUUAUUCAGCCAACAGGGCUUCUAUCUACAAAUGCAGCCGGAUGGAAGCAUCAAUGGCACAAAGGAUGAAAACAGUAAUUACACUCUGUUCAACCUGAUCCCUGUGGGACUGCGGGUGGUGGCGAUACAAGGUGUGAAGUCUGGCCUCUACGUGGCCAUGAACGGCGAAGGACUUCUCUACAACUCGGAACUGUUCACAGCAGAGUGCAAGUUCAAAGAGUCCGUCUUUGAGAACUAUUACGUGAUCUACUCCUCGACAUUGUACCGGCAGCAGGAGUCUGGACGAGCCUGGUUCCUGGGGCUCAACAAAGACGGCCAGAUCAUGAAGGGCAACCACGUCAAGAAAACCAAGCCAUCUUCCCAUUUUCUACCCAAGCCAAUCGAAGUUUGCAUGUACAGGGAGCCGUCGAUGCACGAAAUCGGGGAUAAAACCACGCGCUCGCGGAAAAGUUCGGGAACGCCGACCAUGAACGGAGGAAAAGUCAUGAAUCAGGAAGAGUGUACAUAGCAGGAGAGCGGGGACUGGGAAUCUGAACUCGACCACAGGCACAAUUUACAGCACCAAACACAGCAAAGUUGCAUAUUUAAACUCGAGACGGGAGGAUUAUUAUGAACAAGUGAGUCCUCCACAUUAACUGAUGAAGCCAUGAUCUUCGCCUGAAGGAGAAUAAUUAAAUCAGGAUUUGAUUUUCAUUGUUUUAUCAUGCAGAACUCCACACAUUUGUGGUAAACUCAGCUACGAAACGUUAAAUAAAUUAGCAAAUAAAAGAACUUAGCUUUUACCCGAAAUUAGAAAAAGAAAUGUCCCUCAGAAAGUAGAGGUCUUUCAUUCGCUUCUCAACCGGUGAAAACCUUAGACCAGAAGAUGGGAUUCUAUUUGCCAGCCACACCCCCCUCAUUGUAUUCUCACCUGAGGAACCGGUCCAUCGUGGUGGAUCCAUCCAGCAGAAGCACACUCAGUGGUCCAUGGUGUCAGCACACUUGGCCAACCAACUUCCAUCCACAACCAGAACAUGCCAGACCAUCUCACACAACGUAAUGGACUCUCAGUCUCAGUCGAACUGAAACCAAAAAGGAUUAAGAUAGGGUCAAGUGAAGGAUGUCCAAUACAUGCUUGCUUGAGGGGUGACCCUGCUUCUGCCUUGGUGGAUAGUUGGCUGGUGGGAAGUAGAUGGCAUUUCCUUUGACUUCUCCCUCCAUUAGGUCGGCACAAUAGUAAAGCUGGUAAAGCCGCUGCCUCACAGCACCAGAGACGCGGGUUCGAUCCUGACCUCGGGUGCUGUCUAUCUGUGUGGAUCUCCCAGUGACCCUGUUUUCUCCGGGUGCUCCGGUUUCUGUCCUGACUCCAUCUGAUCAUCACAUAUUAACCCAUCCAUUGGACCUCCAUUGGCCGUUGAACCCUUGGCCCAAAAUGUUCUCAUUUACCUACUUGUGAGCAGUUUGCUCUGUUAUUUUAGAGAUUGGUGACAUAACCAAAGAAUGGUCUCGGUGGAAUCAUGAUUUUUUUUGCCCACAAGUGUAGGUGCAAAAAAAAAAAGCACAAAGAAAAAAGAUUUAAAGAAACAAGGAACUGCAGAUGCUGGUUUACAAAAAAAGAUGCAAAGUGCUAGAGUAACUCAGUAGUUCAGGCAACAUCUCUGGGGAACAUGGAUAUAUGUGGUUUCUGGAUUGCUGAGUCUCUGAAGAAGGGUCCCGGUCAAACACAUUGCCUAUCCCUGUUCUCCAGAGAUGCUGCCUGACCCGCUGAGUUACUCCAGCACUUUGUGUCUUUUUUUAAUAACCGGCAUCUGCAGUUCCUUGUUUCUACAGUGUAGCCAUGAUGUUGCUGAAUGUAUGGCCUUAUCUGUAAUUCUUGUAGGGUCCCCUCUCCUUCAAUGCCAAUGCAAGAUGCUUUUCCCUCUUCAAUCAUCCAGGCAUCUGCUGCAAUUUGUGGGCAAGGUCUGGGGAAGAGCAUGGUGACAAUGAAGCCUGUGGUACAGGACCCGGGGUUCAAGUUAGUGUAGUUGAUAAGGUUCAGUGAACCUCCAACACCACAAGGAUGCUGAUUGAAGCAUGGAUAUCAGCCGCUCAUCCUGAACUUCCAUAUGAAUCAGCAGCAGAGCGCGGGAGGCUGAAGGGUGAUCUUAUAGAGGUGUAAAAAACCCUGAGGGGAAUAGAUAGGGUGAUUGCACUGAGUCUUUUACCUAGAGUUAGUCAAUCAAGAGCCAUGAGGUGUGAUCUUCUAGAUGGUGAGGGGAAUAGAUAGGGUAGAUGCACAGAGUCUUUUACGCAGGGUAUGGGAAUCAAGAACUAUAGGACUGAAGGGUGAUCUUACUGUGGUGCAUAAAAUCAUAAGAGGAAUAGUUAGGGUGAAUGCACAGAGUCUUUUACCCAGGGUUGGGGAACCAAGAACCAAAGGAUAUAGCUUUGAGGUGAGAGGGGAAUAUUUAAUAGGAACCUGAGGGGCAACAUUUUCACAUAGCAAGCUCUGCCGAACAGCAGUGAGAUGAUAGCCAUGUUACCCUAAAGCUCUUUGGGAUAUGCUGGAGUGAUGAGAACGGUUGGCAAACCAUGUUAUUCCUUGGAGUGUGGGAGGCUAGGAUGUUAUCUUGUAGAGAUAUGUAAAAUCAUGAGGGGGACAGGAAGGGUGAGCGGACAAUCUUUUUUCCCCCGGGUAGAGGAAUCAAGAACUAGAGGACGUAGGGGUAUGGUGUGAGGGGAAAGAUUUAAUAGGAACCUGAGCGGCAACUUUUUCACUAAAGUGAUUUUUGUACAGAAAUAAAAACAGUUAGAUACGUAGGAUUGGGACAGCCUCUCUCCAGUCAAGGUGUUUGAGUUUGGGUGGUCUAUACAUAGAAUAAUAUAUUUAUAUGAAAUAAAAUGAAAGGACGUAUGUUUAAGGUGAGAGGGGCAACAUUUAAUAGGAACCUGAGGGGCACUUUUUUCAUACAGAGGUGGUGGGUAUAUGGAACGAGCUGCCAGAGGAGGUGGUUAAGGCAAGUACUGUAACUACAUUUAAAAGAUAUUUGGACAGAUACUUGGAUAGGAAAGGUUUGGGGGCAUUUGGCCCAAACACGGGCCGGUGGACUAGCUUAGAUGGAGUAUCUAUGUUGACAUGGCCAGGUUGGGCCGAAGGGCCCUUUUCCCCACUAUUUGACUCGAUGGCUAAUAUGUGUGGGUUAUUUGCAGUUCGCUAGAUACCCAGGUGUAUUGAAGGAAGCUCCACAUUCAAGCUUUCUGGGUGGGUGGGUUAUACUAGGAAUAAUAGAUUUGCAGAAUGAUUUACUGGGUGGGAAUUAAGGGAUUUAAGGGUUGGGGUUUGAAAGAUUUAUAAAUGUGAAAGGAAUACUGAGUCAUGAGACAUCUAAUUGUGUGGUACAGCUUUUAUUUCAAAUAAACAACAUCCCAAAGUGA
Molecule: messenger RNA, 4534 nt
Organism: Leucoraja erinaceus (little skate)
Lineage: Eukaryota; Metazoa; Chordata; Chondrichthyes; Rajiformes; Rajidae
Gene: fgf12a
Product: fibroblast growth factor 12a
Exons: 6
Coding region: 906-1649 (247 amino acids)
Biological process (GO): positive regulation of protein phosphorylation; cell differentiation; regulation of cell migration
Cellular component (GO): cytoplasm
Molecular function (GO): fibroblast growth factor receptor binding; growth factor activity
Source: RefSeq, a predicted model, not a curated record